ACGCAUUAAUCAGGUAUACGUUAAUCCUUUCAACAAAUAAGGUAAAAAAGAUAUAGCUUAAAAUAUCCAAUAUUCAAACGACAGACAACAAAAUUUCUCAUUAAUGAAUAAUAUUAUCAUGCAUUACAUUAAAAGUUGGAAUUUUAUCGGGUUUAUUGAAACUUUUAAGAACCAUAUUUGACAAUAUAUCCCAGGAGUGUAAUAAACUUUACCUACAGUAGAUAUCGAACGACAUAAGCGAUUGAAUGUUUGGUUUCUAUGCGCGUCUUUAGAAAUGUGUACAUGGAUAUAGGUGGUUCAAUACGUGAAGAGAAUAAUAUGAUAUUAAUGUUAACUAUGACAAGACAUAAAUCCAUGGAGUAAACAAUAUGACUGAUCAAAUCAGUGAAAAUAUAGUUCCCGAAAACGGGACUGCGGAGGAAGUUAAUUUAACAGCUGUGGACCCGGAAAAGGACGAACAACAACAAGGCACCGCUCCUCAAUCGGGAGACGUAAACAAUAAUAAGGAUAACGUAAACGGGGAUAUGGCAGUGACGGGGGCUGAAAACCCGAAUGCUCAGACGGAAGAAGACGCUGGAGAGCGUUCCGGAAGUCGUGACAAAGAAAACACAGGUGGUAAUCACCAGCAGCAACCGGAAAAUGGUGUUGGGAACGCGGAUGCGGGAGAAACUUCUAAUGUAAACAUUCAUGGUGAUAUUGAAGGAAAGGACCCUGAAGAUAUAGAUCAGUUCGAUUCUGUAUCAAAUGCUGUUUCUCACCAUGGAAAGCAAGAAAAAAAUCCACCGACCUCUAAACGACAGGAAGUUAUAAAAUUACCGAAUACAGACCAAACGCCGUCGCCGGCAUCUCAUCCUCAGCAGACACCGUCAGGACAGCCAUCGCAAAAACCAAAGAAAAUAAAGAAAAGUGUUUUUGUGUCUUAUUCACCGGAUGCGGGUUUUGUAGAAAGAAAAUUUGUUGUUGAAACAAUCAAACAGCUGAAGGAAAAUAAUCUAGCUGAGGAUAUAUGGUUUGACAAGGAUGAGGGAAACACGGGAAGUCCGUGCUGGUUUUCAUUGAGAAUGGAAGCAGUUGAAAAAUGCCGGGCGGCUAUUUUGUUUUUGUCAGAUAAUUACUUUCUAUGUCCCGUGUCAGUGUACGAAGGUAAGACCUUGCUAGAACGGACUAAAGCUAAUCCCCAUUCUGUUGCAAUAUUUCCUAUCUUGUUCAGUUCGAUACAAAAAUCAGAGCCCCCGAAAGAAUUUAUUCCCAUGAUGAAACAAGCUGUAGACGUGACAGGAGAUUACUCUAAAUUAAGUCUAGCCGAAAAAACUUCAGUAGUGAUCGGCACUAUCAUGGAGAGCUUGGAAAAAUACGCGUUGAUGAACCUUCCUUUACAAAUAACUUCUCUGGACAAUGAAUUCACAGGAAAUUAUAAGAAAAAGAAAAUAUGCCAGUGGGACACUAGUGACUUACAAGAGUGGUUAUAUAAACUUGGGAUCAAAGAAUUUUACCGACAGAGUCUGGCGGAAAAUAUGGUGGAUGGGUUUUUAUUAAUGUCACUCACAGAUCACGACAUGAUUAGUCAACUAGGUAUAGACAGUAGGGUGGUCAGGAAGAAAAUAAUGCAGAGUAUUUUGUUGACUUUGGACAAAGAACACAAGAUACCCGACAACUGGCACCUGCGGGCUCGAUCCCAGCGACCUAAACCAGACGUUGUGUAUAUGAUUUACGACCCGGCGGACGUUAGGCUCGCACAGAAUAUGAAAAUGGAUCUGAGGAAGAAGAAUCUGCAGUUUCCAAAGGAUGGCAAGGUAAUUCACCACGACAGUAUAAAACUGGGAAAAUCGAAAGAAGAGUUUCUCGAGAUUAACGGUCCCCAGAUGGCGACAGCGACCCACGUGGUUGUCUUAAUAACCGAAGCAGCUUCGUCAUCACCGUUCGUGUUUCACGAGGUCUUAUUUGCCGACUGGCUGGGCAAGAAGCUUGUUUCUGCCGUCUUCAAAAACAUUUGGCCGACGUUAAGACCUUCACUCAAAGCUGUUUUAGGUGACUGUCCAGCAAUAGAUUUUGAGACGAAGAUGUACAACGAGAGUCUGGACGUGCUCGAGCACCAUAUCAAGCCGCUCCGUCGGGUUCCUGGCGUCGUGUUAGAGCAAGCAUACCUUAACAAAAUGGCGGAUGGGCUGAAGCCGCUAGAAGCACUGGCAUACUCAAGAAAUGGGAUGCAGAACAUGUACAUCGGAGACGGUGAGCCCAAAGUAUUCAUCAGUUAUCAGUGGGACAUGCAAGCUAAGGUAGAGGACAUCAAACGAGUUCUUGAAGCCAAUGGAUUGAACUGCUGGGCUGAUAUCAAUAUGGCGCCGCAACCAAACCGUACACACAGCAGUAAGAGUGGUCGGAGCAGUACGGCAGCACAUGACGGCAGUAGCGAUACCCUGCAGUCACUGAUACAACGUAACAUGAAAUCUUCCUCCGUGGUGCUUACUUGUAUCACGCCAAAAUAUUUGCAAAGUGAUAACUGUAAAAAAGACUUAAUGCUUGCAGAGACUUUCAAUAAGCCUAUAAUACCCGUGUUAUUGCGGUUCUCUCCUAUAGAGAGUGCUCCAGAUCAAAUCCGCAAGAUUCUGGCCAGACUGAGUUACAUAGACCUGAGCAAUGAGCGGCUGUAUAAGCAGAAUAUUGCCGUAGUCGUGGAGAAAAUUAAUAAACAUGUGAUCCAAAGGCAAUAACAUCAUCCUUGAAUUCUUGUAUACGGUGUGAAUUUAAGCUUCGGUGGAAACGGUUGGUCGCACUUGAUAAUGUUCCACAUUUGUUUGUUUUGUCAAAACGAAAUACAGUUUAAGUCUUAUUUAAAUGGUAGAGGCUUGUUAAGAGCCUAGGAUCCCAUCUUUGCAUUUUUGCUGGUAUUGGUGGACAUCUUGAUAGAACCAUCGACCUCUCUCAGCCCAGACGGAUGGCUUCCUCACAUGGCGUCAUGAACAGCGCUUGAACCGACAGAGAUGAGGAGCAAAGCAUCUACAGGUUUAAAGAACGAGUAAAUAAGCUGUUCUGAAUGAAUCAUUCAUUUAUAAAAUCAUUCAUCUUUCGAGCGCAAUCUUUUCAAAUCUGCAUACAGUCUGGCUACUGGUUCCCAACCAGUAAACAAAGAAUCAUAUUCCGUUGUAUUUUUUUUUUCACGACGGGCCGACAUGUCUUUCGGCAUGCCAUGUAGUUUACAGGACUUGGUUCAUUUGCAGAAGUACUUCUUAUAUCGUAAGCAUUUGAGUUGUAUUACAACUCUAUCCAUUUCGAAAAACCACCCUUUUGACUGUUUGAAAGGUAUAGUUUGCUGGGGAAGUGUGCUUUUCAUAAAUCUGUCUGCGUAAUUUUUGGAAGGUGAUGUCUAUGUAACCACACAGAAUUUAACCAGGAAUAGACUGUUUCGUAUCUAUCCGCUGUACAAUGUAGUUCAAUGCGGAAUAACUUACAACCUUUGACGUCAUUAUCGUUACAGACCGGAAAAUUUGGCCUACUCUAUCACCACCUUUGAGACAGCCGUGGACUUGAUCACAGACUUACAAGUACUCAUGCCCAGUAAAAAUAGUUCAACAUACUUUGAAUAUAUACCAAUGGCGCAGUAAUUUACUACGAAAUAACUAUCGGCUGCAUGCAUUUACUUAACAUCUUUUUACUUUACAGGAUCUUUAUAUACAAUGUAUCACUAAAUCGCUGUAUCAUAUUGAUGAUAUGGUCCUAUAUGUAUUGGGUUUCCUACUAUCAAAGCGCUAUUAGGGCUUGUGCCAGUUUUGGAAGGAAUUGUUCUCAUACACGUACUAGCAUAAACCACCUUCCGUCAGUACUGUAAUAUCAGUACUUUGAUUGUAUAAUGUAAUAAUGAUGUUGCUACUUUUCGGUGCUCUUUUUGUGUUCUCCCUGUCUACUUAAAUGUUUAUAUAUACAUGUAUAGUCUGUAUGUACAAAUGCAACAUGCAAUGUCCAGGUUUGUAUAGGGUUGAUUUGUUAUAAAUGUUUGUCAUUAAAAUAUGCUUUAUUUUUAUGAUUUAGUAAGAAAAGUUACAAUUACUUAUAGCAUAUACGAAAUUAUGGAUUGUCCUUCUUUUACAGUCUGACUAGAAUACAAAUUCCUCCAUUCUAAAAUAUCAAACCCUUCUUAUAUAUUUUAAAAACAUUUUAUAACGUUCAAAUUUAAUUCUUUGCUAUUUAUAUUUGUAUUUAUUUAUUUAUUGGCCUGCAUCAUUCCAUGAGCUGAUAAUUGCCACUUUUGAUGCAUAAUGUACGAAUGUUUGUGACUGAAGCAACUUGUAUAUUCCAGUUUUGUCAGGAAAAAUAAUGUUGUCCAUCGACCUCAUGUAAACACUGAAUCUGGACUUACACAGUAUAUUUUCAGUCAUCAUCAGGGUUGCCACUUACCUCGAAAAGUCAGGGGAAAAUGAUUUCUUUUUCAAGGUCAUUGAAUUGUCAGAGAAAUCUUCAUAAUGGUCAGUGAAAAAUGAAAUUUUAGAAAAGUCAGGGAAAAGUCAGGGAAAAAUGAAAUUAUGGGUCGAUGUUUAAAAUGUCCAGUGGCCCUGGCAGUCUUCAAGCAGUAUUUAUAAGUAUUUCCAAACACAUUUUGGUGUAAUUGUGUAUAUUCAAUUAUUGUCACUGAAUAAUAUUAUCAUUAUAAUGUUUACACUCAUAUAAUUUUGGUAUUUGUUAAUGGUGGAUUGGACGGAUGUAGGGGAAGAGAAGGCCGAAAAAAAAUCUGGUGGUAUUGGUCAGUGAAAAGUAUGGUUUAGUCAGGGAAAAGUCAACCCUGUUCAUAUGUACGCAUGUUUAUGACUGAAACAUCUUGUAUAUUCCUCUUUUGUCGGAAAUUUUUCCCCCAUCAACCUAAUAUAAAUACUGAGUCUAGACUUGCACAGUAUAAUUUCAGAAUGAAUGUGUACGCAUGCUUGUGACUGAAGCAUGUUGUAUAUUCCACUUCUGUCGGAAAAAAGUUUUCACAUCAAAUUGUUAUAAAUGCUGAGUCUAGACUCGCACAGUAUACUUUCAGUUUCCAUGUUUUCGGACAUGUAUGAUAAAUCAACCAUUGCUAAUAAGCAGAGCAAAACCAAGCUCAAAUUAUACAUGCCUAUUUUAUGACCUUUUCUUCAAUAAAAUUAUCAUGUUAUGUUGAUUGUGUGAAAAUAAAAAACAACACAAUAAUCUA
Molecule: messenger RNA, 5170 nt
Organism: Mercenaria mercenaria
Lineage: Eukaryota; Metazoa; Mollusca; Bivalvia; Venerida; Veneridae
Exons: 5
Coding region: 369-2711 (780 amino acids)
Biological process (GO): signal transduction
Molecular function (GO): protein binding
Source: RefSeq, a predicted model, not a curated record